UUCAUCACUCAUGUAUAAUUGGAAAUAUGAAUAUACAUAAAUCAUUUUGAAGCUGUUUAUCAUUUCUUUUCGAGUAAUCUAAUCGUAUCAUGAUUUGCUAUCAAUGCUACGCUCUCCGUGAUAACUUCACUUGUGAUCCGUUUUAUAUUGAACAUGUAAAGCUUUAUUUUUCUUUACUGUACAUACUUAUGUAAGCUCUGAUGUUACUGCGUGUGUAAUGUAUAUGCGUAAUUAGCAUUUAGCGUGCAAGUUGUCGAGUGGGAGAAACUUCACGCAUAGUUGCCAGCACAAGGUCUUACCUACUCCUUCCACCAGCAAGUAGGCUAGAUUCUCCUUCGGCGAGGAUAGCGUAACACACGGCGUGACGUUCUCCUCCAGAGAUUCGCCGGGGGGGUAUCGAACCAAUUUGCUGGUGGAAGGGAGAGUGACAGAUCACGUCAAUUAUAAAUUCGUGAAUAAUUACAAGCGAUGGCUGCAUCCACUAUCACUUUGAGCAACGGGCAAAGAUGUCCCGUGCUGGGCCUUGGAACUUGGCAAGCCGGGGAUGAUCCGAGCGUUGUCGAGCAAGCUGUAAGGGAUGCUGUGGAUGCCGGGUAUCGACACUUCGACUGCGCCUACAUUUACGGGAACGAAAAGGAAAUCGGCAAGGCCCUACAGGAUAAAAUCGCCGAGGGAGUUGUGAAGCGAGAAGAUUUAUUCAUCACGACAAAGCUAUGGAACACAUCGCACAAGAGGGAAGACGUGGUGCCUGUCUGCAAAAGAUCUGUGAAGAACUUAGGACUCGGUUACAUCGAUCUGUAUCUUAUUCACUGGCCCAUAUCAUACAAGGAAAAUGCUAAAAGCCUGUGGCCGGUCGAUGAGAAAGGAAAUCCAAUGUUUGGGGAUGUGGAUUACCUAGAUACCUGGCGUGGUAUGGAGGAAUGCGUCACACUGGGAUUAACGAAGAGUAUCGGGUUAAGCAAUUUCAAUUCCGUCCAAAUCGAUCGCGUCUUAUCGAUCGCCGCGAUCAAGCCGGUGAUGAACCAGGUGGAAGUCCACCCGAAUUUAAACCAGAAGAAGCUGCGAGAGUUCUGUGCCCAACGUGGCAUCACUAUUACUGCUUAUAGUCCUUUCGGUUCGCCUAAGCGUACUUGGGCGAAGUCUACUGAUCCUCAAGUGACAAUGGACGCACCGGAAAUCGUCGCAGUAGGGAAGAAAUAUGGGAAAACGCCAGCGCAAGUUAUCCUCCGAUAUUUGAUCGAUAUUGGCACUAUUCCCAUUCCCAAGUCUAGCUCAAAAGAGCGCAUCAAACAGAACAUCAACAUUUUUGACUUCAAGUUAACACCGGAGGAAAUAGCGACUAUCGACAAACUGGACUGCGGCCUCCGGAUUUGUCCUGCCGCGGAGUUCAAGGGGCACAAGGAUUAUCCGUUUAACAUAGAGUUUUAAGUUUUUAAGUAUCAUUUAUAACAGUUUUUGUUCAUUAAAAAUUUUGUUUAGAAACAUCUGUUGGAAAUAAAAUGUCUAUUAUUUAUGAAUAUGUGAAAUGAACAUGCGUCGUUAAAUGUUUGUUCAUAAAUUGUCAAUUUGAUCAUAAUAACACAUAAUGUAUUUGUGUAUUGAAAUUCUGACUACACUCUUAUCGAAAGGA
Messenger RNA from Ceratina calcarata, 1630 nucleotides. Its product is annotated as aldose reductase-like. The coding region runs from base 469 to 1428 and encodes 319 amino acids. The record is from RefSeq and is a predicted model, not a curated record. NCBI's taxonomy places the organism in Eukaryota, Metazoa, Arthropoda, Insecta, Hymenoptera, Apidae. The transcript has 7 exons. Gene Ontology annotation, molecular function: oxidoreductase activity.